This is a messenger RNA of Dendroctonus ponderosae (mountain pine beetle), 962 nucleotides long. It is a transcript of the gene Chmp1, whose product is annotated as charged multivesicular body protein 1b. The transcript has 4 exons. Gene Ontology annotation, cellular component: ESCRT III complex; multivesicular body. Gene Ontology annotation, biological process: protein transport; late endosome to vacuole transport; endosome transport via multivesicular body sorting pathway. The coding region runs from base 160 to 780 and encodes 206 amino acids. The record is from RefSeq and is a predicted model, not a curated record. Lineage: Eukaryota; Metazoa; Arthropoda; Insecta; Coleoptera; Curculionidae.
AGGCGUUGGUGCAACUGACAAUGAGUCAUAGUUUAAAAACGCCGUCACUGUCACUCUAGAAAACAUUUAUUGUGAUUAUUAGGGUGCUUAUUUUGCUGGUUUUUGGCUAUUUUUGGUAGUUUGUUCAGAUUUUUAGAUAACGUGUCUGUUGUAUUAGUCAUGGGGAACGAGAUGUCACAGUCCGCAAUGGAAAAACACCUAUUCAACUUAAAGUUCGCGGUCAAGGACUUGGAAAGACAGUCGAAGCGAUGCGAAAAAGAGGAGAAGCAGGAGAAGGCGAAAACGAAGCAAGCGAUCCAGAAAGGCAACAUGGAAGUGGCUCGAAUACACGCAGAAAAUGCCAUCAGGCAGAAGAACCAAUCGCUGAAUUAUCUGCGAAUGUCCGCACGAGUGGACGCGGUUGCCAGCAAAGUGCAAAGUGCAGUGACUACAAGGAAAGUCACCAAUUCUAUGGCAGGUGUAGUGAACGCUAUGGAUGCCGCAAUGCGAAGCAUGAAUCUGGAAAAGAUAUCGAACGUGAUGGAUAAGUUCGAGCAGCAGUUUGAGGACUUGGGAGUUCAAACCGACGUGCUGGAGAACACAAUGGCCCAAACCACUACCACUUUGAUACCGCAAAACGAUGUGGAUUCGCUGAUGCAACAAGUGGCAGAUGAGGCUGGCCUGGAGCUGAAUAUGGAGCUGCCCGAGGGGCCGCAAGGGAGCAGCAUUAGCAGCACCCAGGUGUCCCAAGAGCAGGACGAACUCACUCAGCGAUUGGCUAAAUUACGACAAACCGAAUAAGUUCAUUUAUAAGGGUAUUUUCAGGCCGGAAGCCUUUGUCCAGUGCAGCCUAUUAAACGUGGACAUGUGAUAUAAUAUAGGUUUUAUUUUUCCCGCUAUUCGCCUCUUCGCAUGGAAUAACGUACAGUCUAGUUGUUAGGGUUGUAAAGUUUAUAAUGGCAUUAAAAAUAUGUUUGACGUUU